Messenger RNA from Cyprinus carpio (common carp), 4288 nucleotides. RefSeq names its product UDP-N-acetylglucosamine--peptide N-acetylglucosaminyltransferase 110 kDa subunit. Gene Ontology annotation, biological process: protein O-linked glycosylation. Gene Ontology annotation, molecular function: protein binding; protein N-acetylglucosaminyltransferase activity. The record is from RefSeq and is a predicted model, not a curated record. Lineage: Eukaryota; Metazoa; Chordata; Actinopteri; Cypriniformes; Cyprinidae.
GUUCCGGUCACAUCCGCCAUUUCGGUGGAGACUGGAAAGCCAUUGUUAUUAGCUAAAAUUACCGCAGUGGUGAAAGUAUCGACUAUAAAUUCGCCAAUUUUAGUAACAAUCUCGAUUUAAGGUUUAAGACUUAAAGAUAUGUAUUCUAAGAGCAAGUAACGUCGAGAAAAACAUACUUUAAGGCGUUUUCUUUGCGCGUCGGAUACCGUGAAUUUGUCCGCUUUCUCCUGUAGCGUUAGCUUAGCAUCAGGAAGACCGCAAGCUGUUUACCGAAGAUUUCAGCGUUCCUUGCAACAAUAUCCGAACCUAGUUUUAAAUUCAGUAAAUAAAUUUGAGCCCUUCAUAUUUUCCACCUUCUGUUAAACCGUCACGCUGUCCGCCGUUGCGCAGGAUUCGGUGAAGAGUGAAGGAGAGAUGGCGAGCUCGGUGGGGAACGUGGCUGAUAGCACAGAACCAACCAAACGUAUGCUUUCCUUCCAAGGGUUGGCAGAGCUGGCGCACCGUGAAUAUCAGUCAGGAGAUUUUGAGGCGGCUGAACGCCACUGUAUGCAGCUGUGGAGGCAGGAGCCGGAUAAUACUGGUGUACUGUUGCUGCUCUCCUCUAUCCACUUCCAGUGUCGCAGGCUUGACAGGUCUGCCCACUUUAGCACUCUGGCCAUCAAGCAGAACCCCAUGCUGGCUGAGGCCUACUCUAACCUGGGCAACGUUUACAAGGAACGGGGUCAACUUCAGGAGGCCAUCGAUCACUACCGCCAUGCGCUCCGUCUCAAACCAGACUUCAUCGAUGGAUACAUCAACCUGGCAGCAGCUUUGGUGGCAGCAGGGGACAUGGAGGGAGCAGUUCAAGCAUAUGUGUCCGCUCUCCAGUACAAUCCUGAUCUGUAUUGUGUGCGCAGUGACUUGGGUAACCUGCUUAAAGCGCUUGGGCGCCUUGAAGAGGCAAAGGCUUGUUACCUGAAGGCAAUUGAAACCCAGCCAAACUUUGCCGUGGCCUGGAGUAACCUGGGCUGCGUGUUCAAUGCCCAGGGGGAGAUCUGGCUGGCCAUACAUCAUUUUGAAAAGGCAGUGACCCUGGACCCUAACUUUUUGGAUGCUUACAUCAACUUGGGCAAUGUUCUGAAAGAGGCUCGUAUAUUUGACAGAGCUGUUGCUGGUUAUCUGCGUGCCCUCAGCCUGAGCCCUAACCAUGCUGUUGUCCAUGGAAACCUGGCGUGUGUGUACUAUGAGCAGGGAUUGAUUGACCUGGCCAUUGAUACUUACCGUCGUGCCAUUGAAUUGCAGCCACACUUUCCUGAUGCAUACUGCAAUCUCGCUAAUGCACUGAAAGAGAAAGGCAAUGUUUCUGAAGCUGAAGAGUGUUACAACACUGCGCUGCGUCUGUGCCCGACUCACGCCGACUCUCUUAACAAUCUGGCCAACAUCAAGCGUGAGCAAGGCAACAUUGAGGAAGCUGUGCAACUCUACAGAAAAGCACUGGAGGUGUUCCCUGAAUUUGCCGCUGCCCAUUCAAACCUGGCCAGUGUCCUGCAGCAGCAGGGGAAACUUCAGGAAGCUCUCAUGCACUAUAAGGAAGCAAUCAGAAUCAGCCCCACAUUUGCUGAUGCUUACUCUAACAUGGGCAACACUCUGAAAGAGAUGCAGGAUGUUCAGGGGGCGCUACAGUGCUACACUCGAGCCAUUCAGAUCAACCCUGCUUUUGCAGGCCACAGUAACUUGGCUUCAAUACACAAGGAUUCUGGGAACAUUCCUGAAGCGAUUGCAUCGUACCGCACUGCCCUGAAGCUCAAGCCUGACUUCCCUGAUGCUUAUUGUAACCUGGCUCACUGUCUGCAGAUUGUAUGCGACUGGACUGACUAUGAUGAGCGCAUGAAGAAGCUGGUGAGCAUUGUGGCUGAUCAACUGGAUAAGAACCGCCUGCCAUCCGUGCAUCCCCAUCACAGCAUGCUCUACCCCCUCUCUCACGGUUUCCGCAAGGCAAUUGCAGAGAGACAUGGCAACUUGUGUCUGGAUAAGAUCAAUGCUCUUCAUAAACCUGCCUACGAGCAUCCAAAGGACUUGAAGGCCAGUGGAGGCCGUUUGCGUGUGGGUUACAUUAGCUCUGAUUUUGGCAACCAUCCCACUUCUCACCUGAUGCAGUCCAUCCCUGGCAUGCACAACUCUGAGAAGUUCGAGGUGUUUUGCUAUGCUCUCAGCCCAGAUGACAGCACCAAUUUCAGAGUUAAAGUCAUGGCAGAGGCUCAUCACUUCAUUGACCUCUCACAGAUCCCCUGUAACGGAAAGGCAGCAGACAGGAUCCAUCAAGAUGGAGUCCACAUCCUGGUCAACAUGAAUGGUUAUACUAAAGGAGCACGCAAUGAGCUUUUCGCAUUGCGCCCUGCACCCAUUCAGGCCAUGUGGCUUGGAUACCCAGGCACCAGUGGAGCUCCGUUCAUGGACUACAUUAUCACUGAUAAGGAGACGUCUCCUUUUGAGGUUGCAGAGCAGUACUCUGAGAAAAUGGCCUACAUGCCCAACACUUUCUUCAUCGGAGAUCAUGCCAAUAUGUUCCCUCACCUCAAGAAAAAAGCGGUGAUAGACUUCAAGUCAAAUGGCCAUAUUUUUGACAACCGCAUUGUACUGAAUGGCAUUGAUCUGAAAGCCUUCCUGGAAAGCUUGCCAGAUAUCAAAAUUGUGAAGAUGGAAUGUGAUGGUCAAGAGUCCACUGACAGUAAUGGUGCCCUCUCCAUGCCCGUCAUUCCUAUGAACACAGCCGCUGAGGCCAUCAUUAACAUGAUCAACCAGGGCCAGAUCCAGGUCACCAUCAAUGGCUUUACGGUCAGCAACGGCCUGGCCACCACUCAGAUUAACAACAAAGCAGCAACAGGAGAAGAAGUUCCCAGAACAAUCGUGGUGACCACCCGCUCGCAAUAUGGCCUCCCUGAAGACUCUAUUGUCUAUUGCAACUUCAACCAGCUCUACAAGAUUGACCCUCCCACCCUGCAGAUGUGGGCCAAUAUCCUGAAGCGUGUGCCCAACAGUGUGAUUUGGCUGCUGCGCUUCCCAGCCGUGGGUGAGCCCAAUAUCCAACAGUACGCUCAGAACCUGGGCCUGCCUGCCUCUCGCAUCAUCUUCUCCCCUGUGGCUCCCAAAGAGGAGCAUGUGAGACGCGGACAGUUGGCUGAUGUGUGCCUGGACACGCCGCUCUGUAACGGACACACCACAGGCAUGGAUGUGCUGUGGGCUGGUACCCCCAUGGUUACUAUGCCAGGAGAGACUCUGGCUUCCCGUGUCGCUGCCUCUCAGCUCACCUGUCUUGGCUGCCCUGAGCUCAUCGCCCCAAGCCGUCAGGAGUAUGAAGACGUUGCUGUGAAGCUUGGCACUGAUAUGGAAUUCCUGAAGAAGGUCCGCGCCCGCGUGUGGAAGCAGCGCAUCUGCAGCCCACUCUUCAACACCAAACAGUACACCAUGGACCUGGAGAGACUCUACCUGCAGAUGUGGGAGCAUUACGCCGCUGGAGGCAAACCCGACCACCUGGUCAAAAUGCAGUCUCUGGAGAGCAGCGAGAGCGCCUAAGCGAAGCUUGUCCCUGCAUGUCCCCCGUCCCCCAGUAUGUGACCAUCACAGAGACUCUAUGGAGCCUACAGGUGACUACGAUCCCAGCCAGCUUUUGUUCCCAUGAGCCUGAGUGGACAGCAGGAUGCACAAAGCUGCUCCACUGAGACUCCUCCCCCUUUCCCAUCGUCUGACUAAAUUGUUGUUGAUUGGCUCCACUUUCGUUUUGUUUGUUUCUCUGCUUCUAAAGGACUUUUCUGUAACUGAAGUGGACUUUGUGGAAAAAAGUGGGGUCUGAAAUGAGAAGGGGCAGUCUUACAAUAAUUCAGAAAUAUAUAAACAUAAUCAUCACAGAUAUGGGCUUUUUUUAGUUAGGUUAUGUGCUUCUUGACCUAUUUUAGCUUUCUGUCAUCAUGACUUCAAUCUGAGUGGCGGAUGCAUACCUCAGAUCACCGAUCUUUUUGCCAACAUUUCCGUAUGCUAUCGAUAGAGAAAAUGUCCUCUUUUUCAAAACAUGCAAUGUGAACACGUGUCUUCUUACACGCUGACAGAAGGCCUGCAGACCGCUCAAGUACUGACUCCUGAUUUUUCUUUCUUUUUUAUGAUUUUACCAGGAAAUGUCUAGGUAAGUAUGUUCUAAGCUGUUUUGGUUUUGUACACUGUCUUCCUAUUAACUCGUUUUAUUUAUGCACUGUCGGUGUCAAUUCUGCAAGGCUCUUUACAUAAACUGAAAUAAAGAGAUGUGGCAAACCUUGAA